CUCAUUGGAUGUGAGGUUAUCCUCAGUUUUUGUUGGAUGGGACACCUUCACCAAUUGUAUGAGAAUGAACAGUUGGUUGACGGACGACAUGACUGACACUUGGUUGGAAGCGUGUGGGUGGGGCUCGAGCCAAUGUCGACUGGAACUGUGAUUUGGUAUCAACGUCUCGCUUUUUACUACUGGCGUUUGCGUCGGAGGAGACUCGAAGGGAGUGAGUGUAGUUGAUGUGAGAAAAUAGGUUGUUGGAGUGAACUUACGGCACGAGGGCAAAUACAGUUUGGUCGGGCUCAAAGUUGGGCCAACAGAUGCAGGUCAGGGAAGGUGCCGUUGGCACUUGUCGGCGGCGAGGCAGACUUUUGGUCCAAUGCAGGAGGCCGUCAACAGGUCGGCACUUCCUCGAGUUGAAUCCCAGAUCAAAGACGGCACGCGCGAUGCCGACCUACUGCCUCUGGAUACUUCAUGCCCCCUCCCCCAUCCUCCUCUGCUUUCCAUAACCACAACCCUAUCGAGACUCCGACUCUCAUUGUCCCGAUACCGAAUUCUCAAUCGACAAACUCAUCCCAAAAUCACCACCAAGAUGGAUUGCACUCGCGUCUUUGAGUGCUUUCUCGGCCAGCUCUCUGAGCCCCAGCGGCAGCCUGCCGUCAUAGUAGAGAAGCAACCCGGUGUGAUCACCGAGCAGCCUGUUCGAUCCGCUCAUGAUGCCGCCGCAGAGUUCGUCGCCACCCUCCGCACCGCUGAGAAGGGUGGCAAAGACCUCGAGCGCCGCCUCAGGAACAUUGUCACCGUCAACUCCUGGACUGAGGAGCUGGCAGAGUACAUUCUUCGGGGUAUCGAGUACCUUGUCCAGCAUCGCGACACCAUUGGCCAGGUGGUCAGGGAUGCCGUGGAUGAGGCUAUCGAGGCUGCCGAGAGCGUCUUCCAGUUCGCAAAGGAUCACCCUGUCUUCGUGACCAUCAUCGCCAUCGGCAUCUUGGUCCUCAUCUCCCCCUGGGUUCUUGAGGCCCUCGGCUUCAGCGAGCUUGGUCCAGUUGCCGACACGUUCGCCGCCUUUUGGCAGGCUCGUUACGCCGGCUACGUCCCCAAGGGUUCCCUUUUCUCCUUCUUUCAACGACUUGGCAUGGUAAGUAACCAAAUGGCAAGUAAAUACACAAACGUCGCCAAAAUGAUCAAGUUCUUCAUCGUAAUUCUUGGGAUCGCCGCACUUGUGCCUUCUUUCCUGUCGCUCAUCGGUUUCGGUCCUGCCGGCCCCGUCACCGGCUCGUUGGCUACCUGGUGGCAGUCCUUCUACGGCGGAGCUGUCCCCGCUGGCGGGCUCUUCGCCUACUUGCAGCACAUCGCCAUGACCUGGCAAAUUUAGUCUCGACUUUAACACGGAUGGCUUUCAUGCUGCGUUGCGACGAAUUCUGUAUCCCUCGGAGUAUCGGAGGGAUGGGUAUCGUGGGAAGAUUGGGAGCUACAGAGUGAAAUAGGACGUGGCGUAGUAAUGUCGGCGGAUGAUGG
Molecule: messenger RNA, 1503 nt
Organism: Colletotrichum destructivum
Lineage: Eukaryota; Fungi; Ascomycota; Sordariomycetes; Glomerellales; Glomerellaceae
Product: Putative interferon alpha-inducible protein IFI6/IFI27
Exons: 5
Coding region: 365-1360 (331 amino acids)
Cellular component (GO): membrane
Source: RefSeq, a predicted model, not a curated record